Molecule: messenger RNA, 907 nt
Organism: Cucurbita moschata (crookneck pumpkin)
Lineage: Eukaryota; Viridiplantae; Streptophyta; Magnoliopsida; Cucurbitales; Cucurbitaceae
Product: signal peptidase complex subunit 3B-like
Exons: 6
Coding region: 145-648 (167 amino acids)
Biological process (GO): protein targeting to ER
Cellular component (GO): signal peptidase complex; membrane
Source: RefSeq, a predicted model, not a curated record
CCAACGCAGCGCCAUUUCCAUCGAACCAAAAAGAGACCAACGAGUCAAAGAAGAAGAAUCGAACCACAGAAACAGCAAGAACAGCAUCAAGAACAAGGCGAAAUCGAAACCAGAUUCCGUACCGAAACGAAACCAGAAGAAAAUAUGCAUUCUUUUGGUUAUCGAGCCAAUGCUUUGGUCACUUUCGCCGUUACGAUUCUUGCAAUUAUGUGCACCAUGGCCUCCUUCUCCGAUAACUUCAACUCUCCCUCUCCCACGGCUCGGGUUCAGGUGUUGAGCAUUAACCGGUUUCAGAAGCAGAUUCAUGGAAAUGACGAGGUCACCAUGACCCUAAAUAUCUCGAUGGACUUGCAGUCCUUAUUUACAUGGAACACAAAGCAGGUUUUUGUUUUUGUAGCUGCUGAGUAUGAAACUCCUAAGAACUCCUUGAACCAGAUCUCGCUGUGGGAUGGUAUAAUACCUUCCAAAGAGAAUGCAAAGUUUUCGAUUCACACUUCAAACAAGUACCGUUUCAUCGAUCAGGGAAGCAAUCUAAGAGGUAAAGAAUUCAACUUGACACUGCAUUGGCAUGUGAUGCCGAAGACGGGUAAAAUGUCUGCCGAUAAGAUAGUGAUGACUGGGUAUCGCUUACCGGUGGACUAUCGAUGAAGACGCAUCGAUAUGGUAUUUAAAACUUACUCUCACAUAUAUGAGAAUACAAAAACUUGAGUUCAGCUGAGUUAGAAAUUUUCAGACAGGAGAAAAGUUGGUUGUAUGAGAUAGAUACAUAGCGAGUCUUUCUUGCUUGGACUUUUUGAUUCAUCCUUCUUUUCAUUAACUUUGGCCUCGCCCUUUUGAUUCACUAGAGUUGGUAUAACAUGACUCACUUUUAUUAUGGUCAAAGUAUAUGUUUAUAAUUUUUCUUCAA